This is a messenger RNA of Mandrillus leucophaeus (drill), 915 nucleotides long. RefSeq names its product KiSS-1 metastasis-suppressor (gene KISS1). Lineage: Eukaryota; Metazoa; Chordata; Mammalia; Primates; Cercopithecidae. The coding region runs from base 364 to 804 and encodes 146 amino acids. Gene Ontology annotation, biological process: positive regulation of cytosolic calcium ion concentration; G protein-coupled receptor signaling pathway. Gene Ontology annotation, molecular function: kisspeptin receptor binding. The record is from RefSeq and is a predicted model, not a curated record. Gene Ontology annotation, cellular component: neuron projection. The transcript is spliced from 3 exons.
AGUGCCCUGAAGUCCUUGCCCUACUUCACCCCUCCCCAGUCACUCCUAUACACGGCAUCUCACCCCACCUUUCUCCAACAUUCCUCUCAAGCAACCCUGAGAUUCAGAAUCCUGGCCAUUCUCUGACCUGAGCAGUCCUGCCCCUUCCACCAAACUGGGUCUUUCCUUUUUUCCUUACUUUACUGGCCUCAUCUCCUCCAGGAAGCCCUCCCUGAUGACCCUCACCUAGCAUGAAUUCAGCUUUAACUCCACUGUGCAAAGAGUCUCAAUCCCAUUUCACUGAUAUAUUUGUUUAGACUCAUCCCUCUACCGGGAGCCUCCCAAGCCUCAAGACAUUUCUAGGACCUGCCUCUUCUCACCAAGAUGAACUCACUGGUUUGUUGGCAGCUACUGGUUUUCCUCUGUGCCACCCACUUUGGGGAGCCAUUAGAAAAGGUGGCCUCUGUGGAGAAUUCUAGACCCACAGGCCAGCAGCUGGAAUCCCUGGACCUCUUGGCCCCCUGGGAGCAGAGCCUGCCGUGCACCGAGAGGAAGCCGGCUGCUACUGCCAGGCUGAGCCGUCGGGGGGCCUCGCUGUCCUCGCCCCCUGAGAGCUCCGGGAGCCCCCAGCGGCGCGGCCUGUCCGCCCCCAGCAGCCGCCAGAUCCCCGCACCCCAGGGUGCGGUGCUGGUGCAGCGGGAGAAGGACCUGCCGAACUACAACUGGAACUCCUUCGGCCUGCGCUUCGGCAAGCGGGAGGCGGUACCCCCAGGAGCCAAGGCAGAGGCGCUGGGCGGGGCUGAGGGCGCAGGUUCUGGGCAGUGAACUUCAGACCCCAGAGGAGUCAGAGCAUGCGGGGCGGGGAGGACGCAGGGCGAAGGGAGGGGGCACUGGACCUUCUAACCCAAGGCAAUAAAAGAAAUGUUGCAUAACUCA